Owenia fusiformis is the source of this 992-nucleotide messenger RNA. NCBI's taxonomy places the organism in Eukaryota, Metazoa, Annelida, Polychaeta, Sabellida, Oweniidae. The record is from the annotation of a GenBank genome assembly.
UUGUCUAAAUUCAACAGCAAUUGCUCAGAAGUCCGCAUCAGCCCUUCCACUAUGUUGCCUUUGGUUCUCCUCUUCGCCGCCGCUUUGGCCAGUGGUCCUCCUGUCGUCCUUGACGACCCAACACUAUGUAAUCCAAGUGGUUACAUCGCUGGUGUAGAUCUUGGAUUGGAUUGCUGCACUUUCGUUGUAUGCGACAACGCUAGGCUAAACAAGACUGGCUUCCAGGGAAAAUGCAUGGGAGGAACCGCAUGGAACCAAGCUCUCCUGGUAUGCGAUGAUGUAAAAUACGUUCCUGAUUGCGACGUAACAACAUGUGACGUGCCAAAGAGAACCAAUGCCGAGUGCGCCGAUCCUCAGCCAACUGGUUCCACAUGUUGUGUUGGACAGAACAGAGAGGGAGGCAAGAACGGUUACGAGCCAGUCUUCACCGCUGGAUCCGCACCUGAAUUUUUUAUCCGUGGAAACGAUCGUGAUGAACAGAAGUGUCCAUUAGGCCAGGUCUUUGUCCUGGAAUCAUGCUGCUGUGAAUACGAAUAUGCACCCGCUCCGCCAUGCGAUGACACAACCGGGUUCUACUUCGCCGACCCCGACGACGCAUGUUGCACAUACCUUCAAUGUUGGGCCAACAGGACCGGGUUUGAUACCGUCCCAUGUAUGCCACCAAGUGUGUGGAAUGAUGACAACAAAACUUGUGACAUUAAGUAUAACGUCAUGGAUUGCAUGGCUGCUGAAUGUGGAGUUGAGAUGACUGAUGAACCAUGCCCAGAUUCCUUCGAAGGGGAUUGUUGCCGAAAUGGAUUGUUCUACACACUUGGCCCAGAUAGUACCCAGUACACCAUCGCUGGAGCAGAGGGAAUGGACAAUGAUCGUCUACUUUGCUGCCCAGUAAACAUGGAUGGAAACCAGAUGAUCUUCAACGCUGACCCAGAAGUGUGUUGUUGCGAAGUAGAAGACUUAGGAUUGUAAUCGUAUUGUGAUGUAUUGUUCACUGA